UGCCAGGACAGCGCCCUUCCAGUAAUGUGCCCACAGCAUCUGGUGAAAGAGAAUACAGGAGCACACUGUGGGCUAGUUGUGAAUCACUGCAGGUUGUUCUGUCUGCACAUAGUAAAUCAGGAGAUUAAAACUGUAACCAGCUGUACAGGAGUUUGGUUCUUACAUGGCAAAGAAGCAAAUCUAGGCUGUAGUCAAGUGAAAAGACUGAGAUCCUUGGGCUCCCCUAGCCUGAACUCCUGCUGGGUAGAGGGAUGUAUACCUUGAAGAUCUGGCAGCAGGGCAAGGGCUUCUGGGCCUCACAUGCUGCAGGCUGCACAUUCUGGUGAGCAGAAACGGGAAUUGCCUUCAUUUCCAGAGACUGGCUGCAGCUCUGCAGGAGAUUCCAGAACAGGAUUUACUGCUUGCCCAGCCCUCCGACAAGUGGCGUUUGGUGUAAUGACAUGCCCUCUUGCCAAGGCUGGCACCAAGUGUAUCUCACUUUUACUGGCUGUUUCCAAAGUUGUUUGCACACUGAGGUAGUGAACUGUUUCAGGCGUGCUCAGACUGGAGUUGUGCAUGGACUGCUGAGAUGAUAGGGCAAAGAUUCUCCUGGCUACUCUGGGCCUAUGCGUGCUGCUGGAGUGUUGGCUUUUGUGGGAAGGUGGUGGUCUGGCCCACUGAUGCCAGUCACUGGAUCAACAUUAAAGUGUUGCUGGAAGAGCUCGUUCUCCGGGGUCAUGAAGUGACUGUGCUGGUACCAUCAAUAAAUAUGCUCAUCAACUACCAAGACACCUCAUCCCCUUUCACCUUUGAGGUCCUGAAAGUGAACUUUACCCAAGAGACCCUGGAUGCUCUCAUGGAGGACUUCCUCAAUCUCUGGAUUAAUGACCUCCCUAAUCUGUUCCCCUGGGAGGUUGCGUGGAAGAUGAAAGAAGCCAUAUACUCCUUUUCCAAUUUGUCAAAGCAGUCCUGUGACGCCUUAGUGUCAAAUACUCAGCUGAUAGCAAGGCUGCAUCAGGCCAAGUUUGAUCUUCUGAUCGCUGACCCUCUGGCUGUAUGUGGUGAGCUUGUAGCACACCUCCUGGCAAUCCCUUUUGUCUACAGCUUCCGUUUUUCUGAGGGGAACGUGGUAGAGCGGCUGUGCGGUGGGCUUCCAUCUCCACCUUCUUAUGUGCCUGCUAGCACAAUAGGGAUGACGGACCAGAUGUCCUUUGUGGAGAGACUGUGGAAUUUCUUAUUUUACUUUUCCAUGGAUUUAUUUUUCUUGAAGUUUUGGCGAGAUGAAUGGGAUGGAUACUACAGUAAUGUCUUGGGAAGGCCCACAACCCUGUGUGAGACAAUGGGAAAAGCAGAGAUAUGGCUAAUCAGAACAUACUGGGAUUUUGAAUUUCCUCGCCCUUUCCUGCCCAACUUUGAGUUUGUUGGAGGACUUCAUUGCCAGCCUGCAAAGCCACUGCCAAAGGAAAUUGAAGAAUUUGUUCAGAGUUCAGGGGAACAUGGCAUUGUGGUAUUUUCUCUCGGGUCAAUGAUCUACAACCUAACCGAUGAAAGAAGUAAUGUGAUUGCCCGAGCCCUCAGCCAGCUUCCACAAAAUGUCCUCUGGCGAUACAAAGGAAAAAAGCCAGCAGCUCUGGGCUCCAACACCAGGACCUAUGACUGGAUACCCCAAAAUGACCUGCUUGGCCACCCCUUGACAAAGGCCUUCAUUACACAUGGUGGGACCAAUGGGAUCUAUGAAGCUAUUUACCAUGGAAUCCCAAUGGUUGGGAUUCCCAUGUUUGCUGACCAGCAUGACAACGUUGCUCACAUGAAGGCAAAAGGAGCUGCAGUUGAGCUGGAUUUCAGCACACUGACAACGCAGGAUCUAGUUGAUGCAGUGAAUACAGUCAUUAACAAUGCCACCUACAAGGAAAACGCUUUAAAGUUAUCCAAGAUACACCAUGACCAGCCAAUGAAGCCUCUGGAGAGAGCUGUCUUCUGGAUUGAAUUUGUCAUGCGUCACAAAGGAGCAAAGCAUUUGAGACCAGCUGCUCACCAUCUCACCUGGUACCAGUACCACUGCCUGGAUGUUCUGGCAUUCUUGUUCACCUGUACAGCCAUUGCUGGCUUCAUUCUUGUCAAGUGCUGCAUAUUUUGCUGUAGAAAAUGUGUUAGGAUCACAAAGAAAAAGAAAGAAUAGAUAUGUUGAUCCCUUCAGCAGUCUUUCUUCAGUAAGGCAUUACUGCAUAUUCCUUGAUAAAUACAAUUAUUAGGAUAUGCUUUAAACUAGGCAUAUCAUGAAGAACCUCAUUGAAUUACGUCAUGCUAAAAAGCAGUUAGAGGGCUGCUUGCUAAGCCAGCAAAUUACUUCUGGCCUCUAUAACAUUGAAUUAUAGCUGCUUUAUCCCUUGGGAAGCUGUUAGCUGAUCACACAGUAUUCCUAGAAUGGUAAUUACUGCUCUAACUUUUCAAAUUCACUUUGGCAUUCUUUAUAAAUUCAACCUUUCUGUGUGUUGUCCAGUGGUCCUGCAAUUAAGUUUUCUUAGCCUAGCUCUGUCCUCCCACAUAAAAUCACGUGAUUCAAAACCAAAAUACCUCUCCUGUCAGUAUAGCUCCAGAUUGAAUAGUGAAGCUCCUAAAAAGCACCCAACUGAAAGGCUAGCAUCAUGAAAGACUGGGAGCUGCCAGAGUCUGGGGGAGCUUGUAUAAUCACUUUCUACAUAUGCACUACUUAGUGGUAGAGAGGAGACCAAAGCUUAUCUGAGUCCUGAAAUCAGUAGACAAACUGUUUACUUUCCUCUGGGAACCAUUUCUUUUUCCCAUCCAGUAUGCUUGGAUUCCUGCUGCACAUACCAUCAUUCCAACUACAACAGCACAGGUGUGUGAAAAUAACCUACACCUGUCAGUAACGUGCUCAUGUUAAACCCCGAAUCCUCUGAGCCAUAGUAACUGAUAAACCCAGAAAAUCCAUGAGGUGGAACUUACAAAGUAGUCAUGUCAUGCAUAGGAACAACACAAUAGUUACUUGCCUUGUCUGAAGUACUGGUGGGAAAACAAUGCUGCCCGUGGCUCAGAUAGAGUGAUGUUAAAUGUUGCACUACUGAAACUAUUUAAGGAGACUUUACUGAUGAACACCUACUAAACUGAUGCUAGUUCAGGCCACCCGUUCAAGGUAAGGCUAAUCCACUAUUAUGCCAACAUACUUAAGAAAGAAUCUGCCCCAACUUUAACUGAUGUUUGUUCUAUUCUGGAUGUUGUGGAUUUGUUUUCAAACAGACUGGGAAAACAUUAUCUUUGUUUACAUAAUAAAAUUCCCUUCAAUAUAUUAA
Messenger RNA from Numida meleagris (helmeted guineafowl), 3287 nucleotides. Its product is annotated as UDP-glucuronosyltransferase 2A2-like. The record is from RefSeq and is a predicted model, not a curated record. The transcript has 6 exons. Gene Ontology annotation, molecular function: UDP-glycosyltransferase activity. The coding region runs from base 569 to 2158 and encodes 529 amino acids. NCBI's taxonomy places the organism in Eukaryota, Metazoa, Chordata, Aves, Galliformes, Numididae.